This is a messenger RNA of Toxorhynchites rutilus septentrionalis, 11526 nucleotides long. It is a transcript of the gene Rbcn-3A, whose product is annotated as dmX-like protein 2. Gene Ontology annotation, molecular function: protein binding. Gene Ontology annotation, biological process: vacuolar acidification. Gene Ontology annotation, cellular component: RAVE complex. Lineage: Eukaryota; Metazoa; Arthropoda; Insecta; Diptera; Culicidae. The record is from RefSeq and is a predicted model, not a curated record. The transcript has 19 exons. Bases 169 to 10425 code for a protein of 3418 amino acids.
CAUGCCCACGAAAGGUGAAAAAAAUUAGUAGUAGAUUAUUCAGUUCAUUUUCCGUGCGUGUAGAAAAUCAGUUAAAAAGUGCUAAUUUGUGCGUAGAAAUGCGAAAUCGUCUUGAAGCAUUCGCAUAAGGAUCUGCAAUUUGUGAAAAACAAAAUCUGCAUCGAAAACAUGGAUUGUCAUCAGAUUCUUAGUGGUGCCUGUAAUGCUGGUGAUCGUUGUUUUGCAGUCGGAUCCGUCGAAGGAGUUCCAUUCACUGCUUAUGCAGCAGGAUGUAACAUUGUGGUCUUGGCCAGCAAUUUUGAGCGAGUCCAGAUAAUACCGGGUGCAAUUCACAAUUACAUACGUAUUUCGGCGCUCGAUUGUAGCACAGAUACGGGAAAAAUAGCAGCCGCUUAUGAGGACAAAGUGUGCAUAUUCGAACCAACGCCUCUUAUUCACAGUGACAGACCAUCUCCGCACGGUUUGGAAUACAAAUGGGUUCAAACGGGUAGUUUACAAGCUACGUCGCACAUAAGUUCGCUUUCGUGGAAUUUAGAGGGAACACGUCUCCUCACUGGCGGAACUGUGUUACAGCUUUGGCAUGAAAGAUUGUCUAAAAAUGAAGAUGAAGAAACGUCGUUUGUUAAAUUUGAAAUUGGCGGUGACCGCGACCCAAAAACGCCGACGAACGAGGAAGAAGCCGAGCAGACCUGGGAUUGUGUGUGGAAAUGUCAUACUGCUACGUCAGUUCAUCACAUGGCAUUCAGUCCAGAUGGAACGUUAUUUGCUACGUCAGGCAGAAGCGAUCGCCUGGUGAAGGUGUGGUAUGAGAAUAAGCAUAUUUUAUUCCCAAACAAGAGCUUCGAUCAAUCCCAGUCCCAGAGCUUCAGUGGAAUGCCAGAUAUAAGUUAUGGAUUUGUGUAUGUGGCUCAUCCCCGAGCUGUGACGCAUCUCUCUUGGCGCAAAACGAGCAAAUAUAUGCCGAAGGGCUCCGUUUCUAACAUGCUCGUAACGUCAUGUUUGGACAACAUCUGUCGUAUCUGGGUCGAAACAGUUCUGCCAGACGAUGGUUUAGUCAACAUGAACCAAUUCGACCCUCUCGCAUCACAGAACCCAAAGUUUCGAACCCACAGACACAAACAUCGCUUUAUGCAACGAUUAAAACACAUGAAAACAUGUUUUCACAUUAGACGACAUGCUAAACAUGGAGCGACCGGGUUAAAUGGGAUGGGAGCAGGAUUUGGAGGCCCUGGAGCAAGCGAUAGUUUUGGAAACGCUCCGAUACCAACCCUACCGUCUACGUAUAGUGUGCAUGAUUUUCACUCGUACGGCUACCAUGGAACCGGUAUGACACCCGGUCUGCACUUUCACCUGGCCGCUUCAAUUAAUGCUGAAACCGAUAUACCUUUGGUGCCAUCGUUGCAUACCAAUGAUCCUUCGACGCAACCAAAUUUCAUCUUACACUGGUUGAAUAACAAAGAAAUGCAUUUUUCUCUACAAGCAGAAGCUAUUUUACAGGAAAUGACGAGGAAGGUUAUAGAAAAAGAAGAUUUACUGUCUGGAGCAAACAGUGAAGGUCAUUCGGAAGGGCUACAUGAAGACGAUUUAUCGAACGAUGAAAAUCGCAAACGACCGAAAGUCAAAUCGACAUUUUCACAAGAUGAGAGUAAUAGUGAUGAACACCCUCCAUAUCACUCUAAUCGAUCACACUCGGUAGGAGGAGCUUCGCACGCUGGACUUCCUAGUCACCAUUCGCUAUCAAAUACGACUUCUAUCAAUUCCCUUGCUAAUGAUGGCAAUAUUCAUGUGACAGACUCGUUAGAUAUGAAAAUAGAGAGCCUCUUGCGAGACUGGCAUCACAAUCCGGAUUUGCUAUUCUCUAUUCAUCCGAUUGAUGGAAGUUACCUGAUAUGGGUAGUUGAAUGGCUGGAUGAGUAUCAUCCUGGAUCGUUCCGACAAGCGCAAGUAUCCUUCUCUACGAGAAUUCCUUCGGCUUUCCCUUUGGGCGAUGCAACUUCAAUGUCCACUACUGUUGCUUUGUACAACAUUGGAGGAAAUCUAGGUUUUCGGGACAUGAUAGUACGUGGGCCGAAGUCAACCAAUGGUAAUUCAGGCAAUCCACCUGAUGUGAAUAGUGAUAUCGUUACAUCGCUUCCAAGUGUAAUGGAAGAGAAUGAGGUAAACGAGGAUGAAGAUGAAAAUAUUGGCAACGAUGAAGAUACAGCCAAAAGGAUAGGAACCGAAGCCGCAUACAACGAAAACAACGGAGAGCAAACCGAUAUCCUCACUGCUCCUCCAUCUCCAACUAUAUCCAUGGUGACCAAGCAUUCAAAUGGAACACUCAAUCUGUGGCAACUUACGUUUGCCGAUAAGAGUAAAUUUUCGCAAGUGCUUAGCAUUGGUCAUGCUUCGCGUGCAUCUGGCCAUAGAUUCCGGGUGAAUGAUAUAACGUGCCAUCCAGUUUUACCGCUGUUAUUGACAACCUCGCAUCAUAACAUUCCUGAUAUUCCGAAUGCAAACAAUAACUAUCCUGGCAAACCAGUCAAUGGCUCUAAUCAGAAGCCAAACCACCCCAAAGACGUUUGUGCUCCAUCGGGUUUCUGCUCGGAAUUAAUUCUCUGGCGUGUAGAUGCUGUUGGCCCGCUGUCCCAAUCAGGAGGUGUGAGUGAACUAGCUCGUAUUAAUUCGCCUGAAAUUUCUGCAUUCAGCAAUGUGGCUUGGAUACCUACCUUACUACCGAGUACCACUUUGGGUAAUUUGAGCAAUUCUCCUUCUGCGUGCUUCGUGGCUAGCGAUGGUGAAAGUCUACGCGUUUAUCAAGCGGUUAUAGACGCGCGAACAUUAUUGGCAGAAAUAUCAAGCUCAGAAAGGCGUUGUCGUCGAAUGGAUUCGAUGAUAUCACUGUCGACGGAAUCGUCUUCUGAUAAUGUCCCAGGUGCACCAUCUGUCCUGCACGACAAGAUUAAAAUAGUGUCACAACAGUCCACAGCAAGGCCAGGGUGUGUGAUACAGUUGGAUGCUAUCGACGAUGCAACUCAUGAUUGGCAAAACACACAAUUUCUCCAUGUGUUCCAAGAACAAUUGAUCACCGGAGAACGAACCGAAGAAAUAGUUACAAUUGAUAGCGAAAGUAAACAUUUCGGACUGAUGGACGGUCAGAUGGGAGCUAUGGUUGAUUUGCAAAGAAAUGCUCAAUUCGAAGAACCAUUCUAUUUGGUGGUGUUAGAACGCACCCACAAUGGAACGACGAUCCACAUGUGGCGUAUCGUGAUCGCAUCACAACCAGCAGCCCCUGAUGAGCUUAGCAGCAGUAUGUUAUAUGUACCUGAUAGUAACCUCGUGCAGGAUUUAGAUGAUCCGGAGUACACUCAACGCGCUUCGAUGGCUGGUAUUCAAGUCCAAGACGAUAACAAGCCACCAAUAGACCCAAGCCCACAUGUUAACAUCUCGACAACUAAGGUGUGCACCCAGGAACUUCCGUUGCCCGACGGAGUAGAUGUGAUCCAUGCAGCCCCAGCUGCGGGCCAUCUCAGCUCAUCAUCUAUUUAUCCGGCUUGCUUCGCACCGUAUAUUAUUGUAACGGCGUGUUCAGACUCGACUGUUCGUUUCUGGAAGUGCAAUGUGACUAAAAACAAAAAUUGUGAUAAAUCUGGUCUAGAAUAUGAAUGGUGCGAAUGGGAGAUGAUUCGGAAAGAUCAGGAAUCCACAAUUGAAGUGAAUGGUCAACUGCUACACAUUAGUGCUGCGUAUUCGGGAAGAAUUGCAUGUGCAUACAAGUAUGGAAAAUCAUUCACUAGGCCAACGAAGAGCAUUGAUCCUGAAACGCGAUACGUUAAUUUGUGUGUGGCAAUAUACGAGUGUGAAAGCACUGGUGGAAGUGAAUGGGUUUUGGAAGAUACUAUUCAUCUGAAAAAUAUCCAUUUGCCAAGAAUACAAGUUGAUCCACAUUUAGAUUUGAGCUACUUGUAUGAUAGUCGAACGCUACAGAAAAAACAAAGAUUAAACCAAAUGCUGCAGACACUGUCACAUGAUGAUACUCGUACGAACAGAAAUGGCGAAGUAACUCCAGAAGCGCACCCAAAAACGGGUCUGCUUGCCGUUCCAAGUUUCAGUACGCUGCAGUCGUUACGAAAAAGUAUUACAGAACAUGGUAACACCUGUCCGUUAACCCAGAAACAUCUUGUGCAACUUGACUGGGUUUCCAAAGAAGAUGGCUCGCACAUCCUAACAGUCGCCGUGGGCAGCAAAAUAAUGCUAUUCACACCUGUUUCCAGCGAUUUGGCGCAAUCAAACAUGAAGGCGAUGAAGGAAUCGCAAUCAACGAAUCGUCCUCUCCUUAGAAAAGCCAGUUCACUUGCUCAACCUCACUUUAAUGACGAAAUACGAUGGAUGAAGCUUCGGCAAAUUGAACUAAGGACUGCCGAUAACUUGCCCCCACUACCAAUGCAGAUUUCUUGGGUUCGAGAUGGUAUAUUCGUUGCUGGAAUGGAUUCUGAAAUGCAUGUCUAUACACAGUGGAAAUCACAUGUCAACAUUAGUCACAUGGAUAUGGAAGAUUUAUACGACAAUCGGUAUCUGAAAGAUGAGGACAUUCGAUCGCUUGCGCAGGAGAAUACACAAAGGCGGUUGGCUAAUGUUUCGUCGAUGCCUGUGCUAUCCCGGGUCAGUUCCAUCAAUCUUCAGAUGUUGGCGAAUGAAAGUAAAAAGAAAAAACCUGGUACAUCGAGUACCGGGCAAAUCAACAAUGGAAGUGAAACCCAACGGCCCGUUCAUGAUUACAUGACUGACUAUGGUCUGUUCCAAGCAUCUAGAAUUGCUUGUCCAGUUUUGCCACAGUAUCAUCCGAAACAAUUGAUGGAACUACUCAAUUCUGGUAAGAUUCGUUGGGUCAAGGCGAUUUUGGCACACCUAGUACGAUGUAUCAGUGGGUCAUAUAACGUACGUGGCAGCGGUAAUGAUGAAGAAAGUUUAAACAGACAGCGUGGUUGGUCUAGAACUCGCACACUUUCUGUUAGCUGUCCAGCCGGCACCAUUAGUCCUCUUGAAUCGAGAGGAUCCACAACACAGAUACCGGAGGAACUAACAUUGGACUAUGCUGAAAUAACAUCAAUACCACCGUUACCUCUUUGGACUUUGCUAGCAGCCGAUAAAGAGACGAUAGGAAUAAAUACCCAGCAAAGUGAAGAAGUUAUGGAUUACAACGAGCUUUUCGAGAGUAACGCAGCUGACGAAUCGCUGGAUGAUUUACUGGAAGAAGAACCAGAUACCACGCACCACGUCGACCGAAGAUCUUCACUCCCGGAGCAACAUUAUUUGUCGCAUUUUGGCCCAAGACAGGGCCAACUCCUCUCUCGCUUACUGACGCAUACCCAUUUGCCCGGACUUUCAUCCCUCGAUCAAAUGCAUUUGUUGGCGCUGGCUGACACAGUUUCAACCUGUAACGCAGAUUUUGCUGAGAAAUUUGCCAUCGAUGCCGCCAAAACAGCAAUCGCGAAAGAAAAUCUAUCCGGUGUACCAAAUCCGGAGAAUGUUUCAACGGAUUCUUUAGACGAUUGCGGUUUGAGGUUCCUGUUAGCAAUGAAGCAUUACAACUAUCUGCUGCGCUGUUUACCGAUUUCACAGAGGCAAUCAUUUCAAAAACAAGGAGUUGGAACAUCGAACAUAGUUUGGGCAUUCCAUUCAGAAAGUGAGGAAGAAUUGCUCAACUUGAUCCCGUCAUAUGCAAAGGGCCAACCGAAAUGGCAUGUCUUGAAAGAACUCGGUGUUGGCUGGUGGUUAAGAAACAAUAGCAUUUUAAGGCAGUGCAUCGAACGUUUAGCGAAGGCAUCGUUCCAAGCGAACCAAGACCCAUUGGAUGCGGCUUUAUACUACAUGGCAAUGAAAAAGAAAUCUUUAGUCUGGGGAUUGUACAGAUCUAAAAGGGAUGAAAAAAUGACAUCCUUUUUUGCGAAUAAUUUCAGCGAGGAUCGUUGGAGGAAAGCCGCUUUGAAGAAUGCAUUUGCCUUGCUAGGAAAACAAAGAUUUGAACAUGCUGUAGCUUUCUUCUUGCUAGCAAACUCUCUCAACGAUGCAUUGGAGGUUUGUUUGACUAAGUUGCAGGAUAUUCAGCUAGCACUUGUCAUCACCCGUUUGUACGAAGGUGAGCACGACGCAACCCCUCCAAGUUUUAAGAGACUGUUAUACGAAGAAAUUUUGGGUUGCGAUAAGAACGGAGGAAAUCAGGAUUUGAAUCGAGCCCAUCCAGAUCCAUUCUUGCGAUCAAUGGCACUUUGGAUUCUGAAAGAUUAUGCCGGAAGUCUCAGCACACUUUUGAGCAGCAACGUUGGUACAAUGCAUCCACUGUACGAUGAUGAGAAUAUAGUAUCACAUACGGAGGGAUCACACCACACCAAUCCGAACGUGUUCAACUUCUACGUGUAUUUGCGCACGCACCCUCUUCUCAUACGUCAACAUAUUGCAUCUUCUGCCCAAGACAAAAAACGUGCUCAAGUGGUUUUGGCUGGAUUCAGUUAUAGUAAUGAGAUAGCUUCAUCAACCAAGCCAAGUUUAGUUACUGAUAAGCAAAUUCAACUUGAGGAUUCUAUUACACCACUGGAACGUCAGUUAUACUUUACCACAGCGCAUGCACACUUCAAAGCAGGUUGUCCUGCUCUAGCAUUAGAGGUACUAAGCAAACUUCCUUCGAAAGUAAUCGAUCAAGACGCAAAUAGUCAACUGCAAAGCCCCAAUGAAAACAAAUCCCAUAGUGAUUCAAUCGCCACAGGAAUUCUUGAUUGGAGCAAGAAUCAUGGAGACUCUGGAAAAGAAACCGCAAACUCAAUAGAUUGGGGUGCUCCUGCCUCGUCAACUAAGCUAGAUUGGAAUACACCAGCAAGCAACUUUGAUUGGGGAGCUCCAGUUUCUUCCCAAAGUUCGAAUGGUCCUGAUGAGUUCAAAAUUGAAUGGGAUGAUGAUAACAAAAAUGACGAAGACGACGAGUACAGUGACGAAGGAAUUCAGCUGAAGAAAUCUGAAGAGGACGAUAAAAGCGAAAUUGUAGAAAAUAUCGGUUCAAAGAAAAAUUUCGAUAUCAUGGCUCAGCAGUUAAUAUUUAUAGCAUGUUUGAAGAUUCUGAUGGAAGAACUAUCCACUUUAGCGACCGGAUUCGAAGUUGACGGAGGACAAUUGCGUUAUCAAUUGUAUGUUUGGUUAGAACGGGAGGUGGAAGCCUUAAAACAGCUGUGUAACUAUAGUAGCGGUGACUCGGAAAAUGUAGCAAUCGAGGACAACAGUAAUCUGGACGCAAUCGAUCGAGAAACUCCAGUUCUUUCAAAUAAGUUCUCACACGAGAAGCCAACACUCCAUGAAAUUCUGAUUCAAGAGAAGCAAGACUUUGAAGCUAAAGUUCAGCGAGCUGCCAAACGAAAGCGCUGGCUGAAAGCAAAUGAAACUCUUUUGAGAACAUUACUAAGCUACUGUUCGUUGCACGGAGCAAGUGGCGGUGGUCUCGCUUCUGUCCGCAUGGAAUUAGUUUUACUUUUGCAAGAGCUUCAACAGGAAAAAACUCAACAGCAAUUGCUAAGCCCGCUUCCAUUCCCAACAACUCUUCCACUAUUGAGUGCUUGUGUAGCUGGGAAUAAAACCGUAAUUGCUGAUCCUCUUCGCUACCUGCAAUCUCAUACCCAUGAUAUGCUACAGACUAUGGUGGACAUGCGUAAUCCACCGCACGCACAACGCGCUGCUUUUCCAAGUGGUAUAUUUGUGUUACGCGAUCUGGCCGUUGCUCUGUCUGCUUGUAUAUACCAAUCACUCUGUGAUUCAGAUACAUUCAGUGUGAAGCAAUUAACGGUCAGUGAAGGGUAUAACAGUCCGGGGAUGGAAACUAUCGCUAAACUGAAUGCUAGUUGUCAAAGCACUCAUCUUAUGGCGAAUGCCACUGCACAUCAAAGGCGCAGGAAAUAUUCCACUGACGAACCACUUUCCGUUAGCACUCCACCUUCUAAGUGGCCAGGUGUAACCAAUCUACGCGCGUUGCUGGCCCGUGAGAAAGAUGAAGACACUCCACGAUUAAAUAUUCUUUUGUGUGAAUCUUUUGUGGCCACCUAUAUGGCAUUGUUUGUGUACGCGUUGACGACAUGUGAUUGUCACAUUUUAUACCGUUUAGCGGGACAGAACUUUAGUGAUUACACAUGGUCUACUCUGUACGGUGGAGGUGUCAAAAAGCUCCUCCGUAAAGCUACGUCGCAUGUGCAAGCUGCUCAACAAAUGGUGCAAGCACAAAUCCAGCAAGAAUGUCUGGAGAGUCCGGCGGCUGAUGGAAGUGUUUGGGAUACGGUCACAUCACUAACGAAACAAAGAGUAAAACUUAACAUGAAACUACUUGGUCAUUUUGCUGGACCACAAGGACCUUCCAAUAUGAAGGAAGAUAAACCAACCUAUCGUGAGCAGUUCGUUCCGCCAGAGAUGUCGAUGGUUUCAUAUUUCCUCACAAAACCUGUAUCGAAAGGGGACAUGGACGAAGAUGAUUACGAUUCCGCCGAUUCUGCAGUAUCUGAUUUAGACGAGGACGAAGAUGACGAGGAUGUAUUCAACGAUCCAUUGAAUAAUGACCCGAAAGCGCAUCAGGUUUCAGCUGCUGUUCGGAAGCAUCGUCGUGAAAACACAGAACACUCGAAUCCUAAUUCCUACUCGUGGUGCAUCCUACGACAAGCACUAAUCAGAGUUGCUCAAAAUCAUCUGCAAUCAUUCAUUAAUGUAGCAGGAAUUGAAAUGCAAGAGUUACCAGUAAGCAGUCCACUGGUCCAUGGUAUUCUUAGAACUCUAUCCGCUUGGCAAGAUUUGUUGAAGGAAGAACUAGAAACUCGCGGACCGGCUUCAGUUGACUACAUUCCAGGUUGUUUUGUCGAAUCAGAAGCAAAAGGCCCCGCAAUUCACAAGUAUCGUUCUCUGCUGGAAAAAUGUAAUACUCCCUUCUCUCCGUGUCUUUCAUCCGCUGCACCCGCAAGACGCCUUUGGAAUUACCUGGUGCGCAUCGAGCUUGUGCAGGACAUUUUUAUUCGAGCAGUAUUUGGUAAAAAGAAACCAUCACCGAAUUCAAACGACGCAGCCGUCGGAUCGGUGACAAAUUCAGUCGUUGACUCUGGUACUCCUAUUGGAAACGAAUCAGCUGCUGGUGUUGGUGCACAAAGCCACCUGCAAAACAUUCCAGAACCCGUUAGGAUAAUCCAUAAAGACCAGGAGCAGAUCUCAGCGUUUUGUCUCAAUCUUGUGAAUUCGGGUUUAUUAGCAUUAGCUACACCACGCGAGGUUCAAGAGAUGGAUAUUUCACUCCUGCUAGAGUCACCGCAUUGGAUGGAAGACGAAUGUGAAAUGGACAUCAUGAAUCUGACGAAAGAUAUCGAAACUUUGCCUUCGAAUAACUUCCUAGUAAUACAGACAACUACUGAUAAACACCUUAUGAAUCCAAGCAUAAAUGCCGCACAAAAUUUCGGAACCCCAGCUAGCCCUCAGCCCGGUAUUGCGGGACAAUCUGGUCGUGGAGCUUCUGUGAUUAAAGGAGCAACGUUCCCAGGAAGUCAAUGUCCACGUUUCUGCAAACUGGUUAUUGAACGUUCAAAGCACUUGCUGAAACCGGUGCUCAAGCAUAAGGUCGACAAUAUCAAACGCAUGAGCGCCCAUCCACUCAUGCCGCUCUAUUUGACUGGUGGUCAAGACGGAUCAGUUCAAAUGUGGGAAUGGGGACAUCAGCAGGUGGUUUGUACACCACGACCUCCUGGCACGUUUGCAAAGGUCACAAGAUGUCGCUUCUCCCAGCAUGGUAAUAAAUUCGGUAUAGCAGAUGGUGAUGGCAACUUGAGUUUAUGGCAGGUCGGGCUGGCUAGCCAGAGUAACAGGCCAUUCUUCACCUAUCAAUGUCACAACAAAGGGAUAACGGACUUUGUGUUCCUCGGCUCGUGUAGUCUGGUUGCAACAGCUGGCCAUAGCUCCGAAAGUAAGAAUGUUGCCAUAUGGGACACCCUUCUGCCUCAGAAAAAAGCACUUGUGGCGGCUUUCACAUGUCAUGAUCAAGGAUCAUCUAGUCUUGCCUAUGCACCCCAACACCAACUCCUAAUAUCUGCUGGCAAAAAAGGCGAUGUGUGUAUAUUUGAUGUUCGCCAGCGUGUACUUAGACAUCGUUUUCAGGCUCAUGAAAAUCCUAUCAAAUGUAUAUCAAUUGACCCUCACGAGGAACACUUUGUAACAGGUUCGGCCGAUGGAGAUAUCAAGAUCUGGGGUUUAACCGUCCACACACUUCUGUACAGCUUUAUGGGCGAACAUGCGCGCAGCAGCUUCUUCAAACACAUUGGCCAAGGCGUAACGCAACUGCAGAUUGACCAAGGCGGACGGCUGUUUUCUUGUGGUGCUGAUGGUUCUAUGAAAGUUCGGCAACUUCCAGAUCGGGAGUCGAUUGUUCAUUCGCUGUAUUGAAGUCCAGACUCUGUUAUCAUUGAAGGUAUAAGAAGAUCAAUAUUAUUUCCAAUUCUGCGAUAUAGUUUACGAGUAACAAUAUAUUCUAUUCAAAGAUAAAAAAAAGUCUUACAUAGCUCUUUUGUAACUGUUAUCGCAAGUUGAUUAAUAAUGGCAAUAACAACAUACACGCAACUAUUGCAAAUUUAAAUAAUAGUUAAAAAUACUUCCAGAAGUCUUUAAUAUCUAAUUAUUAUGGAGCUUCUAUACACACAAACAAAAUACAUAUACACACUUACAACAUACACUGUUAGGACUCACGUCUACUAUACUACUCUAAACAAAUACACCAUCAUUCGAACCUAAGUAAGAUACCAAUUCAAAUCAGAGAAACUAUUCUUAUUGCUGACAAUACCCAUGUUCUGAUGUAUUCCUCUAAAAUUUAAAGAAAAUACCAAAAAGAUAUAUUGAAACAUAAUACUAUACACAAAAACGAAUUAAACUGUAGAAUAGUCAGAUGUAUAUGGAAAAUAUUAAUUCAGGCAGAAUGUAAUAAUCAAAUAAUAAUUAUACAUCAAAUUAUAUUUCAUGAAUAGGUCAAUGUUCUCAAAGACGAAUGAAUAAUAAUUUUAAAAGGAUAUUAAUAUUAAAAUGUUAUCGCCUAUCAAUGUUGUGUUAUCCUUCGCUUGGAAAUAUUUGUAUUAUGAAAUAAUAGUUCUAGUAGUCCGUAUUAUUUCCUUCAACGGUAAUAUAUUUGUUUGCUAUAAACCGCUUACAUUUGCUUGCACACUUCUGUAUACAUAGAACGAUCGUGAACAUGGAAGAUGAAAAGUAGAUCUAGUUGACGAUAGUUCCGCUGUUCUAUCGUAAUGUUAUACACCCUACUCCUGAAAUCCGAAAGAAAAAGGGAAGGAUGUAAUAAAAACUGUUACGUGAAGAAUCCACCUAUUUACAAUACAACUAACGAUUAAUGUAACAUUACCAAGAGCAUUAUUUAGGAAAAUAAAUAAAUCAUUAGAAAUUGUACAGUACGUAGGAAAAGUAGCGAAAGUUGCAUAUGGAGGAAGCGAACAUUGCACAUAGCAAAGUUUUAUUUAUUUAUGAAUAAAUGUUCAUCGUUUA